This is a messenger RNA of Cercopithifilaria johnstoni, 135 nucleotides long. The record is from the annotation of a GenBank genome assembly. NCBI's taxonomy places the organism in Eukaryota, Metazoa, Nematoda, Chromadorea, Rhabditida, Onchocercidae.
GAUCGUAAUCGAUUUUGGGAUCGAUGCGUGCAAAUAGUAAAUGAACGAAGUGCCGAUAUGUUACGACUUAAUUCAUCAUCAACUUAUUUUACCGAAGUAUUUGCUGAAUUAAAACAUUAUGCUUUAGAUGGAUAA